ACUCAACCUGCAAACCCUACACAAUCGCAAACAGCACUAGCUGUCAACCCUUCCGCUCACCUAGUUUCUUGCCUGCAAUCUUAUUCCCCGAAAAGCCUCUUUUUCCCUUGCUCCGUCUAGCUCAGCCCCGCCAACGCCGCAAUUACCUCCGCCUCCAGCUGCCCCGCCGGAACCUUCGAACCUGAAAACAACAACGCUAUCUGUAUUGCCACGCGGUCUAGGAGUUUUCGUGGCUGAGAGGAUCCCCGGUUAUCAUGUUCGCGUCGAAGCGGUUACAGAAGGAGCUGGCAAAGCUACACGAAAAGCUUCCACCUGGCAUAACCCUCAUCCGCGCCGACGACUUCUCCGAAUGGCUCAUGGAUAUCCGCGUUAUCGACUCGAAUCCGCUAUACCAGGGCGAAGUCUACCGGCUGAAGUUCAACUUUAGCCAGUCAUAUCCUAUCGAGGCCCCUGAAGUCGUCUUCGUUCGAGACGAAUCGCACCCUAUCCCCUGGCAUCCUCACGUCUACUCCAACGGCAUCAUCUGCCUCGACCUGCUCGAUCGUCAGGGCUGGAGCCCCGUCCACAACGUCGAGAGCAUAUGCGUCAGUCUACAGAGUAUGCUCACGAGCAAUACGAAGAAGGAGCGGCCGCCGGGCGAUGAGAACUUUGUGCGGUACAAUACGCAGAGGCCGAGGGAUAUCAACUUUGUGUUUCAUGAUAAAAAUGUGUAAGGGGGUUCCGAGAGGGAGCCGCGGAGUGGAACAGGUUGGGCAGAGAGAGCUGCCCAUGACGCUCGCGAAGCAUGGCAACGCCAACUUCUUUCUUAAACGGAAAGGACAGAACAUGCCGAGGGCUAUAUUGGGAUUGGAUGACCGAUGAUCGUUGCUUUCGUGACUUGCGGCAAUGCAUGGUAAGGCAUAGGCGUUGGACGGGUUGGAUCGAUUGCUAUUGGGAAGACGGUUUUGAAAUGGACGACACGGCCUCGCCUUUUUGUAUUCGUGGAAUAGGAUAAGCACGAGGAUCAGUUAGAGCUUCUUUCCCAAUGAUACCAUUUCUCUAGCACGGAGUCUAUCAAGUGGUUCAUCUUGGUCGUCCCGUCCUAUUUCGUAUUGAAUGAAAU
Trematosphaeria pertusa is the source of this 1102-nucleotide messenger RNA. RefSeq names its product UBC-like protein. The coding region runs from base 255 to 713 and encodes 152 amino acids. The transcript is spliced from 4 exons. The record is from RefSeq and is a predicted model, not a curated record. NCBI's taxonomy places the organism in Eukaryota, Fungi, Ascomycota, Dothideomycetes, Pleosporales, Trematosphaeriaceae.